Messenger RNA from Trichoplax adhaerens, 324 nucleotides. RefSeq lists its product as hypothetical. Gene Ontology annotation, molecular function: disulfide oxidoreductase activity. The transcript has 2 exons. The record is from RefSeq and is a predicted model, not a curated record. NCBI's taxonomy places the organism in Eukaryota, Metazoa, Placozoa, Uniplacotomia, Trichoplacea, Trichoplacidae. The annotation marks the transcript as partial.
AAAAAAUACUUUGAUGAAUUAGUCCACAGCGAUAAAAUUGUGGUAUUUAUGAAAGGUGUACCAGAACAACCCAUGUGUGGUUUCAGCAACGCCGUGGUACAAAUCCUACGAAUGCAUGGAGUUGAUAACUAUACAUUCCACAACGUUUUAGACGAUCAACACAUCAGACAAGGAAUUAAAACUUACUCAGAUUGGCCAACUAUUCCACAGGUAUACAUGAAAGGAGAAUUUGUUGGUGGAUGCGAUAUUUUAUUACAAAUGCACCGUGAGGGAGAUCUAAUCGACAAAUUAAAUGAAAUUGGCGUUCGCUCGGCGCUUCUUGAU